Messenger RNA from Lotus japonicus, 1200 nucleotides. RefSeq lists its product as uncharacterized. The record is from RefSeq and is a predicted model, not a curated record. The coding region runs from base 1 to 1200 and encodes 399 amino acids. Lineage: Eukaryota; Viridiplantae; Streptophyta; Magnoliopsida; Fabales; Fabaceae. The transcript has 3 exons.
AUGACGAAAAUUCGCGCCCGGGCGAACACCUACAUCCUGGAUGAGGAGGACGACGCGUUUAAGAGGAAGCGUGCGAAGGCAGAAAAGGUUGGUGGGCAAAGGGACGUGUCAACGGCGAGAAAACAAGGAUGGAAAAAGGGAGAGAGUCGUACGCGAAAGGAUAAGAAGGUCACGCAAACGGAGAAAUUUGUCGAGGCGCAACUUUAUUCGAAGAAAGAAAACCUCGAGCGUCGCCGCCCAUGGCGGCCCACCGGCCCUCGCCGGCGUGAGGGGGCAGAAAGAGACCCGAAUGCGGAAUUGACGAAGCUACUCCGGGAGGUAAAGGCGACACAUGCGGUUGAAGGAAGUAGAGAGGGAAUUAGUCCACGACAGGAGGCGGUAGGUAGAGCUAAAUGGUGUGAGUAUCACCGCUCGGCGGGACACGACACCAGUGACUGUUUCACGCUGAAAGGCGAGAUCGGGAGACUGAUUAGGGCGGGACCAUCGCAAAUGACUGACCAUGGACCGGACAAAAGCCAACAAGGCGAGCUCAGGCGGGACGGCCGCCGGCGAACGCCAACAACGGACAAGAAGGAAACCUUGACGACAAGGAGGAAGGGAGCUGAAGAAACCUUCAACAAAUCCCUCGAACCGCCGGUGGGGACGAUAAAUACAAUUGCUGGGGGCUUUGGCGGAGGCGGUGACAUGCCCUCUGCGAGGCGCAAGCAUGUAAGGGCGGUAACGUCAGUGCAAGAAUAUUCAACCCCAUUCGGUUUUCAGCACCCAGACAUAGUGAUAUCAUCAACGGACUUCGAGGGAAUCAAGACACAUAAGGAUGAUCAUGUGGUAGUGAUGGUAAGGAUCAAUAGCUUUAAUGUGCGAAGAGUACUUUUGGACCAGGGAAGUUCUGCGGAUAUUAUUUACGGUGAUGUGUUCUACCAAUUGGGAUUAACAGAUAAGGACUUGAUGUCGUACAUUGGGACUCUGGUUGUGGCAUCAUACAAUGUCAUCAUCGGGCGGAACACGCUAAAUCGUCUCUGCGCAGAAAUACUCGGCUACAAAGCCCGGAGGAUCCUCAGGACCAACCAAUCCGGCGGGGGUGACCUUCUUGAACGCCCCCAUUGGGCUAAGGUCCAACUGGGAGUGGAGGCGCUGAAUUUGGGUUUUGACAAGAAAGAAGUCGUGACCACGUUCGAAGACAGCAGCUGCCACGGCAUCUAA